AACGUUUUUGGAACUCCUGGUAAAUCGCAUUUCCUUGUCUAUUCACAGAGUCCCAGUGAGCAUGCGCACUUAGUAAGCUCUUUAGGAAGUUUUGACUGAGUUUGCUAAGUAAUGGUAAUAACCUGGACAGCAACGUGAGUUUUCCCGUCAACGCGCACAGCUUUCUUCUGUCCUGUCCAAAUGUCCAUGAUGAUCUCAGAAAAUGACUUGGAGCAGCUGGCUGAAAUAGAGCUCCAGAGGGAUGAGGAGGAACAGGAGGAGGAACAACCCGCAGCAAGAACUCGCAAUGAUGCCAUCACUGACACCUCCCACCCGUACUAUGACGUGGCACGACACGGCAUUCUUCAAGUCACAGGUGAUGACAACUAUGGCCGAAAGCUCAUCAUCUUCAGCAGCUGCUGUAUGCCCCCCUCCCAUCAGCUUAACCACCGCAGACUGCUAGAGUACCUGAAGUACACCCUGGACCAGUAUGUGGAGAGCGACUACACCGUGGUCUACUUUCACUACGGCCUACGCAGCAGCAACAAGCCCUCUCUGCGCUGGCUCCGAGACGCCUACAAGGAGUUUGACCGAAAGUACAAGAAGAACCUGAAAGCUCUGUAUGUCGUCCACCCCACCAACUUCAUCAAAAUCAUAUGGAACAUCUUCAAACCUCUGAUAAGUCAUAAGUUUGGAAAAAAACUGACCUAUGUGAACUACCUGGCAGAACUAAGAGAUCACCUGGACUAUGACCAGCUCAUCGUUCCCCCAGACGUUAAAAGACACGAUGAGAAACUCCGGGCCAGUCAGAAAGGAGGACCGCCACCUUCCAUCAGAGUGCCGCCCCCACGACCCCCCCUCCCCACCCAACAGUUUGGUGUCAGUCUGCAGUACAUCCGAGACAAAAACAAUGGAGUUCUCAUACCCACUGUUGUGAGUCAAACAGUGUCCUACCUCCAACAGAAAGGUCUGCACACAGAGGGCAUCUUCAGGAGGUCGGCUCGAGUUCAGCUCAUCAAGGACAUCAAGAAACUCUAUAACUUAGGAAAGCCGGUGAACUUCGACGAGUACGGGGAUGUCCAUGUUCCUGCCGUCAUCUUGAAGACGUUUCUCAGGGAACUGCCUGAGCCCCUCCUCACCUUCGCCCUGUAUGACCAGAUCUUGGACAUCACCAGGGUUGAAAGUUGCCUCCGAGUCUCAACAUGCAAGGGCAUUGUGGAAUCCCUGGCUGAACCCAACUACAUUGUGCUGAAGUACUUGGUCUGCUUCUUGAACAUGGUCUCCCAGAAGAGCAUCGAUAACAAGAUGAGCUCGUCUAACCUGGCGUGCGUGUUCGGCGUCAACCUGGCGCGCCCCCCCCAGGGCUCGGUGUCACUCAGCGCCCUGACGCCCCUCAACAUCUUCACCGAGCUGCUGGUGGAGCACUACCACACCGUCUUCGGCUGCCGCCACCCCGCCUCUCAGGUGCUGCCCUGACGGGCCUACCCACCCCACCCCGCCUCUCAGGUGCUGCCCUGACGGGCCUACCCACCCCACCCCGCCUCUCAGGUGCUGCCCUGACAGACCUACCCACCCCACACGCCGUCCCUAACACCCACUGCCACCUAAAAGCCUUAUACUCCCCCCCCCUUCUCAUCUCACGGUGAAGUAACUGCACCUGACAACUGGAGACGUCUACAUCCAUGUCCAUCUUUGUGAAAAGCCUUUGCUCCACCCUGGCUACAUGCCACUAAGGGUGUGUUGGGUCAGUUAGAUUACGUGGUUCUUGUUUGUUAUACGGGGUCACCUUUACUAAUUUUUUUUAGAGGGGUUGCAAGCUCAUUUUGUUACAAAAAAAUAUUUGUGUAUAGUUUUUUUUUACUUUGAAUACAAGGGUGCUGUGCUGUAUCUCGUCUCCAAAAGACUGGUCUCUGCAACACUACAGUAUGCUACAAGAGGAUAUCUUCAUUGCUGUAUGUUUUUUUUUUUUAUUUCUUUUCUUUUC
This is a messenger RNA of Sardina pilchardus (European sardine), 1963 nucleotides long. Its product is annotated as rho GTPase-activating protein 8-like. Gene Ontology annotation, molecular function: GTPase activator activity. Gene Ontology annotation, biological process: small GTPase-mediated signal transduction; negative regulation of endocytic recycling. The transcript is spliced from 13 exons. Lineage: Eukaryota; Metazoa; Chordata; Actinopteri; Clupeiformes; Clupeidae. The coding region runs from base 181 to 1455 and encodes 424 amino acids. The record is from RefSeq and is a predicted model, not a curated record. Gene Ontology annotation, cellular component: cytoplasm.